AUGAACUCUCUGGCUUCAUGGCAGCUGCUGCUUUUCCUGUGCGCCACCGCCUUCGGGGAGCCCUUGGCAAAGGUGGCACCAGUGGAGAGACCUAGGCCCGUAGGCCAGCGGCUGGGAGCCCUGGCGCUCCCGCCGUGGGAGCAGAGCCCGCGGUGCGCCACCGAGAGGAUGCCAGCGGCUGCGGGGCCCGGGCCGAGCGCUCGCGGGGCCUCGCCGUGCGCCCUGGAGAGCUCCGGGGGACGCGCGCGGCCCGGCCUGUGCGCGGCGCGCAGCCGCCUGAUCCCCGCGCCCCGCGGCGCCGUGCUGGUGCAGCGCGAGAAGGACCUGUCCGCCUACAACUGGAACUCUUUCGGCCUGCGCUACGGCAAGCGCGGGACGGCGCGCGGCUGA
This is a messenger RNA of Jaculus jaculus (lesser Egyptian jerboa), 390 nucleotides long. It is a transcript of the gene Kiss1, whose product is annotated as KiSS-1 metastasis suppressor. Gene Ontology annotation, molecular function: kisspeptin receptor binding. Gene Ontology annotation, cellular component: neuron projection. The record is from RefSeq and is a predicted model, not a curated record. Lineage: Eukaryota; Metazoa; Chordata; Mammalia; Rodentia; Dipodidae. The transcript is spliced from 2 exons. Gene Ontology annotation, biological process: positive regulation of cytosolic calcium ion concentration; G protein-coupled receptor signaling pathway. The coding region runs from base 1 to 390 and encodes 129 amino acids.